AUGGAGAUUACCAAAGAGCUCUUCGGCAAACGCGGGCGCAUUUACAGCUCGCGGCCGCGCAUGGUGAUGGGCAACGAGAACCUCACCCAAAACAAACACACAGCCCUGCUCCCCUAUGGACCCAAGUGGAAGAUCCACAACCGCAUUCACAACUCCAUCUUGGCGGCGGGAAAAACGCAGCACUACACCGAGCUCAUUGAAAGCGAGAGCAUCCGGGUGCUACACCAUCUGAUGCACACCAAUGAGUACAAUAGAUGCUAUACGCGCUUCACGUCAAGCAUCAUCUUCAGUCUCGUGUACGGCAAGCCGCUACAGGGCGACGAGCCCGAAUUCCAUGAAAUGCUGAAGAUUGCUGAGAACUUCGUCGCAGCGAUUGCUGGCGGCACCUGGCUGGUCGACAUUUUCCCCUUCAUCAACCGGCUGCCUAGCUUCCUCAACCCAUGGAAGAGCAUGGGAAACCGCUUCCAUGACCGAGCAAUGCGUCUAUUCCAGUCCAAUGCGAGCCACGCCAUGCGCACCAAAGCUUGGAACUUCACCAAACACGUCCACGCUGCCGAAGACACCAGUGGACUUACUGAUAAGGAGGUGCUCUACAUGAUCGGGGUGCUGUUCGAGGCUGGCAACGAUUCAACCUCCACAGUGCUCCGCUUCUGCACCAUGGCUGCUAUUUUGUUCCCAGAUGCGGUGCAACUGGCCCAAACCGAGCUCGACGCCGUCGUGGGACCUUUGCGGCUACCCACUGUCGCUGAUCUGCCCCAGAUGCCGUAUGUUAGCGCGUUUAUCAACGAGGUUUUGCGCUGGCGUCCCAUCACGCCUGGAGGAGUAGUGCAUGCUAGCUCGGAGGAUGACACCUUCAUGGGAUACCAGAUACCCCGGGGUUCCGUGCUCAUGUUCAACCACUGGUCGGCGCAUCUGGAUGAAGACACGUACACUGAUUCCUUGUCAUUCCGUCCGGAUCGCUGGCUGGAGAAUCCAAAUCUGCCGCUACAUGCCUUUGGAUAUGGUCGCCGCGUGUGUCCCGGCCAGUAUGUGGCGCGUAAGACCUUGGACAUCAUGGUCCCACGGCUGCUCUGGGCGUUCGACUUCGAAGCCGGCUACGAGAACGGGGUCCGCGCUAAGAUUGACCCUUAUAAUCUGCAGGAAUUGGGAGCUCUGUUGCGACCGGUACCAUUCCCAGCCAUCUUUAAGCCGCGUGACGAGGCGCGUCGGGCGCUGAUUGACAUGGCCUUUGCUAAAAGAGAUACCGAUAUUGAUGGCAUUCUGAAUCGAGUUAAGACCGCGAUUUCUCGAGGUUCUGACAUUAUAUCAAAUUGA
This is a messenger RNA of Talaromyces rugulosus, 1314 nucleotides long. RefSeq lists its product as uncharacterized. The record is from RefSeq and is a predicted model, not a curated record. The transcript has a single exon. Gene Ontology annotation, molecular function: iron ion binding; oxidoreductase activity, acting on paired donors, with incorporation or reduction of molecular oxygen; monooxygenase activity. The coding region runs from base 1 to 1314 and encodes 437 amino acids. NCBI's taxonomy places the organism in Eukaryota, Fungi, Ascomycota, Eurotiomycetes, Eurotiales, Trichocomaceae.